Messenger RNA from Sycon ciliatum, 1146 nucleotides. RefSeq lists its product as uncharacterized. Bases 1 to 1146 code for a protein of 381 amino acids. The record is from RefSeq and is a predicted model, not a curated record. Lineage: Eukaryota; Metazoa; Porifera; Calcarea; Leucosolenida; Sycettidae. The transcript has 2 exons.
AUGGCGUUCACCCUCCGGUGGCAACAGCCCCAGCCUCAGGGUGUGGACCUCAAAGAGGAGGACCCACCGCCAGAGAUCAGACAGGACAAGAAAUUGUGGAAGCUGAUGAAGCGUGGCUUUAAGCAGCCCCCACAGAUGGACGACAAAGACGAAAGGAACAUGGCCAACUUCCGCGACGAGGUGUUACGAGCUUACGACAGACACACACCCUCUAAGCCCAAUCUGACGCAGGAGGAGCGGGUGGAGCUGAAGCGACUUCGCACAGACCAAGAAACCAUCAUCAAACCAUCGGAUAAAAGUAAAAAACUCGUUGCUAUGAGACAGGAGCUGUAUUUGCAGAAAGCAGAAGACAUAUUAUCGAACAUGACCAUGUAUGAGAAAGUAGAUUUGACCAUAGAGUCCUACGAGACCAAGACACGAGAAGUAAUACUGUCAGAGUGCAAGAACAUGGAUUCAAAACUCCUAAAGUCAAUCCUACCAAGCAGUACGAAGUUCCCCGAGUGGUACGGUCUUCCAAAGGACCAUAAGCAGAACUUACCAUUGCGACCCGUGGUAGCAGCGUGCGACAGCCCAACGACUGGAGUAUCUAUUGUAUUGGAGCGCAUCCUACAGCAGCUCAUUCAAUUUGUCCCGGCCCACCUGGCUAACACGACGGAAGCAAUAACCCACAUCUGUGACGCAUGUCCGGGAUUGAACGCCCCCGAUGGCACCAUUGUUAUGUCCAUGGAUGUAGUCGGGUUAUAUCUGAGCAUACCUAUUCGGGAGGGCGUUCAGGCAGUGGUGGAUAUGCUGCAGCAGUAUUCCCAGCGGAUCGACAUGUUUGGGCUGAGUGUGAGCGGGGUACGGAAUCUGCUGCUGUUUGUUCUCAGCCACAACUAUUUCAGAUUCGGCCAUCAGAUCUAUCACCAAGUGGACGGGGUUGCAAUGGGUAACAAUCUUGCACCCCCAUUUGCGAUUCUAUUCAUGCAUACGGUUGAGGCCAGGCUUCUGCAGGAUUCUCCGUUAGUGCCGCUCCUCUACAAACGCUACAUCGACGAUAUCCUGCUGCUAUGGACCCACGGCAGAGAGAGCUUGAUGCGGUUUGAGCAGCAUUUCAACUCUGCACACCCAAGUAUCAACUUCACAUAUGAGCUCAGCGAGUAUUGA